AUGAUCAAUAUCACAAAUCCACCUAAGUAAUCCUUUUCAAUCUAAAAAAAAACAUUUCAGAAUUUCUGUUAUGAUUUCACGAGAUACGCUAUCCCCUGUAAUCUCCGUUACGACUCCGAACGAUAGACAAAUAGGACAAGGGUUUUGGCGUCUACGAUAAAGAACGCCUUUGUUCCAGCCGGACAUUCACGCAGUAUUGUGCGACGAUCUAUAAAAUAAGCAAAUUUCUGAAAUCUGAACCCUUGUAACCAGUCAGUUUUAUUGAUUUUCAAGUCGUGCCACGCAUACAUUUAGGUCACUUUACUUUUCAGGAGCAGUCACACUUAACGACAAUGUUUUCCGACUUGUUCGCUUUCUGAGUUUCUGAAAACAUUCUGCGUUGGUAGCCCCCCCCCCGCCUUGCAACUGCAGGUUAAAUUAUAUUACACCCCAUUAUUGUUCUAACUGGUUGCCUGAAUUCCAAGAACACCUACCUGCUGACCAUGCGAUCAAGUUACUUAUAAAACAUUUUCCCCUUUUGCGCAGCAACCAACACUUUCCUUAUAGCCAAACAGAACCGAAGGCCCCACUUCUAGAGGUGGUUCGGCAAUGCUAUGGGUUAGGAGAAUGAAGAGCCCUAACUGUCACUGGGCAGAGUAUGAAGCAACCAUCUUGUGUCUGAAAAGAUAGCCGCCUCCCUCCUCCCCCCUCCGACAAGCUACUGACUUGAUAUCCAUUCUCGACUGUUAACGUCUUUAUAUUAUUUUUAUUGCCACUCUCUGUCGCCACUGCACUUCCUCCCAUAUACUAUUUAUCUUUCUUAUAAACCGGACCCUCAAUUGUACGAACGUUGUCCAGAACUCAGCUUACUGGGGCAAUUCUGAUGUUGACGGCUACGACGGUGAUUGUUGCAUCUCUUAAGGCCUAGACUUUUUGCAACAGACUUCGAGAACGAAGGGUGGACUUGGCAAUUUUCCCUAUUGAGGUGAAUUUAAUCAGCCAGUACCUAACCAUGUUUGAGGACGAUCUUCUCUGUCCCCUAGUAACAGUGGAUUGAGUAUUUUUCACAUAAAAGUAGUUGUACUUUUUAGUGAAGUGCAGGUCAAAGUAUGAGUAAGAAUCCAGGGCGCAAUCAGGUUCUUGUUAGAGCUUGAAGACUGGAACACCUGAAGGAGACUAGUUGUGGGCAAGUAAAUUGGAUCUUGUUUUCUGUUAGAAUUCUCACCGGACGUAUCAAGGGUGGAGAAAUAAAAAAUUAUUCCAUCUGUCUUACUGUAUAUGCCCUUUCUACGAUCUUCAAGAACGAUGUCUUUUUUAGUCCGACUUACUGUCAGGAUAGCUAUUUAACAUGCAACUCGAAAUGAAGACGAGUUUUUUGGAGGAGACGAAUGGGGACCGAGUCACUAUCAAAACCCGGUUGUAAAGCAACCUUUCUAUUUGGCUCGUUUUUUUUACCUUUUUUGUCCACAGACGGCCUUGAACUCACGUUUGAGAAUCUUCCCCAAUAGUAACUCCAUACGCAGGGGGUUUACUAUACUCCUGUUCACUCAACAACACUUCACUAACUUGGAGUUCUUGUUAUCGCACCUCUCGUCCGUUUCGAAGGCAUGCGAAAUCUUCAUUGUUUGGAGCAACCAUGAAAGAGAUCCGCCGCCAAGUAAGCCUUUCUUUCACGCUCCAUUCUCGCUUCUUGGGACCAGUCCUUUUACCCUGUCCUCUGCAUACUUUUUCUCGCAUAUUUACCGCGUCACCUACCCAGGUAUCUACCUUCCCAAUACUGGCAAACCCAUACGAAUUUUGCCAUCUCCGUUUUACAAUCGGAAACAACUGACGAUCUCUAAACUGCCAGAGACGGAGUCAGCAGCACUUUUUGCUAUCAAUGGAGACGAAGGUCCACUUCCUUCAAUUGCCGACAUAGAGUUUGCCUUCGAGGUAAAUCUUAUCGCCAACACUGUUUGGAUUCGACUAAACGCUUGUCUGCCUUCUUUUGCCACUAGAUUUCAUGGGCAUGGCUUCUUUUACACUACGUCAUUUAUUAUGGUCAUGUCCGACUGAGCAUUAAAGGACUCCCCAGUAUUCUCGCCAUCACUAUCGCGCAAAUAUAAUCCACCCUACUAGUGGUAUUGACCUUUUUCCCGUUUCCUGAUCUUCCUAUUUCCAUCUUGCACCGUUUGCAUCUGUGACGGGAGAGGGGGGGAGAAGCAACUUGAACAAAAAGCUUUUACAGCUAGACAGACAGCUGACUGCAGUAUGAUUGUGACUCGAAGGAGAAGGAGGAGGUUUUUUAUGUGUAUUUUUAUUCUAAAUGUCCUAUGGGGUUUGUGGCGUGCCCAAUCCUGCUUUUCUGCUGUUGCUGUCACUGGUCACUUUGUAAACCGGGUCAGCUGUCGUUCAUUGGCCUCUUCCAGACAUAUCUGCGCGCAUUGGGACUGCAUCCGCGUUCCGCCCUUUUCUCUGGAGGGUUUGCCUUUUUCUCCAACUGGUAUUAGGAUGUUCGUGGCGGCAGCGGCGGUGAUGAUAGAGGAGUUUUCGGGUGUCCAGUUUUAGUCAUGAUGGUAUUCCGGUGAAUUGGCCCGUCAUGGAUAUGCAUAUGGCCAUCUAGACCAAUGCGGCUUUCAAAUGUCUUGGUGCAUUGCAAGUAGGUGAAGCGUGUGUAAUGGGCGUAUUUCGGGACUCCAAGUACUAGGUCUGCAUACGUCCAACGGGGACGAUCCUUGUCCGGAACGUCUGUUGACAAUGUGGACGCGAUGGCAGGUAUUGAGUGCUGGCCUCAUCGGUCCGCAGCACCUGAAUUUUUGCGCGUCUCCCUCUUUGCUUUGGAGGUGACCAUUCGGUCGGCUUCGAAGAUGGCUGUUCCAGUCUUUACGACAUUACACCAUACCUGUCGAUCUUCAGCAGGGUCCUCCCAGGCCUCCGCGUUGAUUUGUAGGUGCUUGAAUGAGGUCUUGAAGGCAUCCUUUUGGCAACGUGCUUGCCCCGUCUGUGACCACCCGCACCUACGCCUUCAUAGAUUAGCCACUUAAACCGGCGCCCGUCGCCCAUCCCCACGACAUGGUCACCCCAUCGCGGUUGUAUCUAUCCAUGAAUGGCGUGGAUAUUGAGGAUGCUGGUUCUUCCCGGAGUCCUUGCCUGGGACCCUUUCCUGCCAUUUCACCUUUGAUAUUCAUCGGAGGCAGCUGAGGGGAAAAUGUUAAGUUUUCUUGCUUGAUCUUCAUGAAUUCCACGUUCCUGCUCCACACAAAAGCGUUUUGAGGGCUGCAGCCCCGUCCAUCCUCAGUCCUAUGGCGAUUAAGAUGCCACGACGGUUUCAGACGGAGUGUUUUAGUUGACCGAAGACUUGGCUGACUGUGGAAAUCCAACUUGCGAUUUCGUCGUCGAUCGUGAUGUUUUCUUUUAUUUUACCACCGAGGCGCACGGCAUUCUCUAUUGAUGUGCGGUGGAUUCCACUACCAUUGAUAUGGUGCUCGGUGUUUUCAGUGUUUGGCCUCGGUUGGUGCAGGACCAUUGUCUUCCGUCAUAAUGUAGUAUCGGCGCUAGAUGAUGGGUGGCAUCGCCUUCGACUGAAAGCCUGAAGAUAGCAUGGAUUAUAGCCUUAAAUUAUUAAAAUUAGGUGGGUAGUGCGAUACUCUAGUCGGGACCGGAGGACUUUAUCUUCGGUCGUUUGAUUGUAGUGCUUUUAUCUAAAUUCAACGGCACCUUCACCACUCUUUCUGUCUUAUUUGCUCUUUAGACGUGGUGCCAACAUCCCAACCGCAUAGUCGGUUUUCACAAUGUUUCCAACCCGUUGAAUUCGCACGCAGGAUCAUCAGCUCCAGACAGUUCUGCCUUUCCGGUGUUCUUUCACAAGGUAAGGGCUUCUCCUUUACCAAAGUUUGCUCUUCUUCCCCCUACAUGGCUGCGAGAGUUUAACAGGGCGUCUACGUGUGCUCUCCGCUGUUCAAAAAGAUCUUUUUGCAAAGAACACUUCCGUCCAGUUUGUUUGUAUUUCCAUCAAACAUGCAGGCCCAUUCAUGCGGCCGAUUCGUCCAAUAGUCCGUCGUGUCCCACGAGAACCAGCUUGCAGUCGAUUAUACUGAGGACUUUGGUAGAGUUUUCUGCCCCCCCCCACACUUCACUCGUCGCAUUUCAGUCCGACGGCUAAACCGGAAAGACUAAGGAUUACUUUGAGCGCAGUUUCUUAUCUAGCAUAUUCUCAAUCCAUGUUUGUAACGGCAGUUGUCGGUAUCUCCGCACACCAGAAAGACUUCACCCCGUCAGUCAUCUCCGCAUCACAGCACGCAUGUUCAGCUUUAGCUAUGAUGCCCUUCACCCGCGCACUUUGAGGGCCUUUUGUUCAAGAUACGAAGUAGGGAAAACAACUAAGUUGGGGCGCCUGUCUCCAUGCAUGUAAAUCAUUUUCGUGGACUACUGCGCUUUCUUAGCUAGCGGAAAGUAGACUUAUCUUGCCUGUUUCUCGUGCGCCUGCCUAAAUUGCAACCUCCUUCACAGCUCUUAGAAAACUCAAUUCCCUAUUUAAAAAAAAACUGACAUCCUCAUAAGCCAUACUUUCUCCACAACCGUCAGUAUUUCGGUCUUGCUAGCUACAUGCAUGCACCCCGUCUGCUAUCUUACCUCUGAGGUAGACUAUCUGAGAGAGUUUGGUAAGGAGAAGUUGCUGAGAUGGCAGUUAGUACUUGACUUCACCCGUCUUCGUGCCAGUCUCAGACCUGGAAGUAUUCCCAGUUGGGAAUGAGAACGGACGCAAUUUUUGUGUUGGAGGCCGAGAACUCUUCGGGAAUCACACACGCAUUGUGCCCAGGUUAUUUUUCUGCCUCUCCCUUACGCAGUAGUAGGUGGAGUUCCCAGGAGUUGCUCUGUUCACUCUCCGCCACCUCCUUGUACCUUUCCCUCCUAAUUGUGCAGCACUGUUGGCCGAUUUCCAAAUGCAUAUAUCCAUUCAGUCGUUACAGUUUUCACAGUAGAGCAUUUUUUCCCUAACAAGCCUCUUUUCUUUUUUUCGCGUCUCCAAUUUCAGUACUAUCUCUCUCGCUACCUCGAAGAGUUGUCAGAUAAGUUGAACUUUUUGCUUACGAGCCCGUUGGAUUGUAUCGAGUUGGCAAUACCCAGAGUUGUGGAGCACCUCUCAGAGAGGCCCAUACUGAACACUCUCCGUCGCUACAACACGAACAUUACCCGCCAGUAUCAUGAUACUACUGGGGAUGGCACUAAAAAGACCUUUAUUGAGGGUCUCGAUCUCGUCUCGCGACCCAUCGACGAGCACAGCGCCGCACAUCGCAAAAAAUGCUACAUAUUGGUGGAGGCGGCGCUACGACAACGGUCCCCACUUCCCGUUCGAAGUGUUAUCAGCUACGCUCAGCCCUAUAGAGCCACUUGGGAGUAUCCACGACGACCGAACCACGAAGUGCAAUCUUUGACGUAG
Messenger RNA from Spirometra erinaceieuropaei, 5398 nucleotides. Lineage: Eukaryota; Metazoa; Platyhelminthes; Cestoda; Diphyllobothriidea; Diphyllobothriidae. The record is from the annotation of a GenBank genome assembly.